UCCGCUCUGCUCCCUUGGUGAUGGUGCUAGCGAGGGUGGCACUUCAGCCCGCGUACCGGGACACAAAUGUGAACGGAACGCCUCGUCCACCGGAUCGUUUGAACUCUCAUUUUGGGAACGUCCAACUUUUUUAUUUAACACUCCAUGGAAUGCUGACGAUUUGUGGUGGAGCAUUGAGGGUCGUUUUGGGGAAACGCUGGCGCUUUUGUGGACCCGCCGCCGGAGGCUAGUCUGGAUGCUGGAGCUCGCCUGCGAGCACCCCGGCCGUGUAUGUCGUCUUUUUCCUCGGAUUUGCCUUCGAGGUUCUUCGACGGCCAACUCCACAUUCAACCAUCUAAACUUCUAAAAUGGUGUGUUUCACCUUGUCCUCUGCUCGGUUUAAACCUGGAUAAGACAGGGAGGAGCAGCGACGACGUGACAACAAUCAGACACGACGAUCGGCGUUACUUUCCCUCGUGGCGGCUCUUCUAGCCUGGGAUUCUCUCGAUAAGGGCAUUUAAAAGAGCAAUUGAUGCAUCUUGGAGUGUCCGAGUCAAUGAGAGAGUGCGAGUACAGCCAAAUAAGCACUCGCAGCUCCACUCCAAUGGAGACCCCUUUCAAGAAGAAGACCCCCAAAAAGAGGAAGUGGGAAUCCUUCCCUGGUCGGAAUAAAUUUUACUGCGAUGGGAGGAUAAUGAUGGCCAAGCAGACAGGGGUUUUCUACCUCACCCUUGUCCUUAUUCUUGUCACUUGUGGACUUUUCUUCACCUUUGAUUGCCCGUUCCUGGCUGAGCAUUUGACGCCGGUUAUCCCAGUGAUCGGAGGAGUGCUUUUUGUCUUUGUGCUGGGAACACUGCUGAGAACCAGCUUCAGUGACCCAGGGGUGCUGCCUCGGGCCACUCCAGAUGAAGCAGCCGACCUGGAGAGGCAAAUAGAUGUGGCGAAUGGCAGCACAGGCUACAGGCCACCACCCAGGACUAAGGAGGUCGUCAUCAAUGGCCAAACUGUCAAGCUGAAGUACUGUUUCACUUGCAAAAUCUUCAGACCUCCACGUGCCUCUCACUGCAGCCUCUGCGAUAAUUGUGUGGAGCGUUUUGACCACCACUGUCCCUGGGUGGGGAACUGCGUGGGAAGGAGGAACUACCGCUUCUUCUACAUGUUCAUCCUUUCGCUGUCCUUCCUCACCAUAUUCAUCUUUGCCUUUGUUAUUACACACAUCAUUUUACGUAGCUCUCAUCGAGGUGGAUUCCUCAAUGCCCUUAAAGCUAGCCCAGCCAGCGUGUUGGAGGUGGUGGUGUGUUUCUUUUCUGUGUGGUCUAUCGUUGGCCUUUCAGGCUUCCAUACGUAUCUUAUCAGCUCCAACCAGACCACCAAUGAAGACAUAAAAGGUUCAUGGUCUUCUAAAAGAGGGAAGGACAACUAUAAUCCAUACAGCCAUGGCAACAUAGUCACCAAUUGCUGUGCAGCGCUGUGUGGCCCUCUGCCACCGAGUCUCAUUGACCGACGUGGCUUCAUCCAGCUGGACACUCCACAGCUGGCACCGCCAACCAAUGGCAUCACUGUGUACGGUUCCACACAGUCUCAACAGAGCCACAUGUGUGACCAAGACCAGUGCAUUCAGAGCACUAAAUUCGUUUUGCAGGCCGCUGCCACGCCUCUCCUCCAGCAGCAGAGCAGCGAGCCAGUCAUCAUGACGGCCUCCCCGGAAAACGGAGUAUCCCUCCCGAGCCGCACCUCACUCGGGCUGGGUGGUCCUUGCGCUUCACUGCCCCUCGGACAGCCCACGCCACCGACUUCCACGGCCAGCCUUAGCUGCCAGGAGGCCACCAACAUGCUGCCCAUUCACACACGUGGCCACUCGCACAACCACAGUCGCCCCCUCCAGGAGCAGGUUGCACAUCACCACUUUCUCACACCAGAGGACAUACCCUCACCCCCAGGUUUGCUUCCCUGCAACAGCCCCCUGGGUCACAGCCACACUGUGCAGGCCGGCUUUUACAAUCCGGCCAGCCAGGACUCGCUGCACGAGGAUUCUGUCAGAGGACUGGUCAAACUCAGCUCUGUCUGAUCACAAAACUGAAACUACCCCAAAAACGUGCCACUUUCUGACAAGGGAGCACUCACCUUGGAUUUCAGGUUCCCACCAAUGCCAUGGUUGGAAGUAGGAACCUGAUGAGGGACCUGAACACCACCUAAGUGGGACCAAGCCACCUCAGUCAACAUCUUGCCAAACCUCUCUGCUGUGUUGCCACACUUGACUCCCUCUGUACGUGGGAAAUCUUUCCCUCCUCUGAUGUGCGCAAGGGUUUGCUUGUCAAAGUGGUGUUUUGUCUGUUAGACGCAGACAUUUCAAGCAAAAAAAAAAGAGAGACAUUUUUGAUGGGUCUUGACAUUUUUGGUCAAAAAUCUGAAUUUCUGUCGGUCUCACUGUUCGUUGUUUUUUUUUUUUUUUUUUUCCAUGAGAUUGUCUUAAGUUUGGUUUAUGUUUGACACAUUUGUGAGGUCCACACAGUGAAAUUACAUCAGCCACCACAGUUCUGCUUGCAGGUGCACCAACAAAAAUGUGUAACCUCGUAGAUGGUUCCGCACCGGAAAACAUGGCGGAUGAACGAGAGCUGUUCACAGUACUCUUGACAUUCUGCCUCUGUUUCAUUCUUUUUUUUUAAUUAUGUAUAUGGUUCCCCCUUAUACAUAUUUUUACACACUUAUAUUUUUUUAUUGUUCCUGUAAACUGUUGUCAAUUUUAUUUAAAAUAAUAAGAAUAAUAAGAAUAUUAUUCCUUCUAUUGUGGUGAAGUGUUCUUCAUAUGCCAUAGAUGCUCUUCACUGCCCCCUUUGGUGUAGGAGAAUAUCGACUAACAGUAGGGUCAAGCCACACAGAGUAUAAAUGCUGCAAAAGUCGGGGGCUUGAUUUCACACGUCUCAUUUUGCACAAAACGUACACACGUCAAGCAUAAACCAAACUUUACACCUAUUUGCCUGUUGUUAAUUGGACAGCAAUUUUUUGUACACUCAGCGGUGACAAUGAUUGAUGUCACUCUAUUGCAUAUCAUUCAACUUUUUUAUGUCGGGAGUGUAAUGACAGUUGUAUUGUACCGAGGUUAUCAAAAAAAUAUAUUUCCUGUGGAUAUAAAUAAAAUCACUUUUUACCAGA
Syngnathus acus (greater pipefish) is the source of this 3132-nucleotide messenger RNA. It is a transcript of the gene zdhhc14, whose product is annotated as zinc finger DHHC-type palmitoyltransferase 14. Gene Ontology annotation, biological process: peptidyl-L-cysteine S-palmitoylation; protein targeting to membrane. Bases 512 to 2047 code for a protein of 511 amino acids. NCBI's taxonomy places the organism in Eukaryota, Metazoa, Chordata, Actinopteri, Syngnathiformes, Syngnathidae. The transcript is spliced from 10 exons. Gene Ontology annotation, molecular function: protein-cysteine S-palmitoyltransferase activity. Gene Ontology annotation, cellular component: endoplasmic reticulum; Golgi apparatus. The record is from RefSeq and is a predicted model, not a curated record.